UCUUGGGAACAGUCCCAAAUGUAUCUCACAUUUGCUUGAAUUUGUAUGCUGCACACAAACUGUAGCGAAUAGACCCCGCAUAAUAUAUCCAUUGCCUGCGAGCGAAUUUACAAUAGAGGGGGGGUUAUUUCUACAUCACGUUAGGAUCUCCGAGAUUGAACGAGAUCUAGAGGAUAUACAGACGAAAAAAUGCAUGCAUCAGAUUGAAACUAAUUCGUCUUUAAAAUGAGUGUUUAAUCUCUCGAUUUUACUUCUCAAGAUUCUGCCAAUAAGAAAAAUCGACAUCGUACUCAGCAUCCGAUGAUCGACUUAUCAAAAUGGUAGUUAACUCUUCGAUAAAUGACAGCUUCACAAAUGAGGCGCAAGAAACUCAGCUUAAAUGGCUAAAUGCUGUGCAGUACACGAUGUUCGCAACAAUCUUUGUGUUCAGCGUAAUUGGGAACACUCUGGUCUGUCUCGUCAUUGUACGAACUCCGCGCAUGCGCACCACACGUAACUUUCUACUGGUAAACCUUGCCGUGGCUGACCUGACAGUCGCAAUGCUUUGCAUUCCCUUUGAAGUAGUUUUGAAGUUGACCUACCCUCGCUGGCCCCUGGGACCGGUAAUGUGCAAGAUACUAUGGCCUACCAUGACGUCAGUGACCACGUGCUCCUCGGCUACCCUCGUCGCCAUCAGUUACGACAGGUUCCGAGCCGUUGUUCAUCCGUGGAAACCUCGUUUUACUUCAUUACAAACAGCCAUUAUUAUAGCUACCACGUGGUCUGUUUCCUAUGUGCUUGUCAUACCCUAUCUACUGGUUCUGUCAAUCAAGGAUAACUACUGUGGAGAAGUGUGGCCAGGUGAUGCAGCGAGGCAUGCUUAUACUUUGGGGUUGUUCGUCAUUCAGUUUGUUGUUCCUAUCUUCAUCAUCGCCUUUGCUUACACCAAGGUAGUAUUAAAGCUACGGGAUCAAGCUGCACGUUUUGCGGAGAGGAAGAAAGACCGAGACAUCGCCACCCCAGAAAUUACUCGAGCAGGUCCAUCAAGCAGCUUUCUGUCUGUUGACGUCAGCGAUGUGAACUCGCUUUCUGGAUCACCGCUGCCCAACAAGAAAUUUACGAUCAGGCUAAACCAACUUGUCUUGUCUCCCAAAAGUCCCAGAACUGGUCAAAGUAGUGCUAUUCAGCGGCUUGAACGGAACACAAAAAUAGUCAAGAUGCUGGUGACAGUGGUUCUCCUAUAUGUGAUUUGCAUGCUCCCAAAUCAAGUGGUGUGGCUGUGGAUCGAGUUUGGUUCUGGGCAGAACUCACCCUAUAUUAGAGUACUUCUAGGGCUAGGAAGCUCCAUGGUGUAUGUGAAUAGCUCAGUAAAUCCGAUUCUCUAUGCUGGAAUGAAUGACGAAUUUCGAAGAGGUUUCAUUGGCCUCCUGCGAUGCCGAUGUAAGCGUCCUAUGAACAAAUGACUUUGAAGGAAAUAAGCUCUUUAAGAGACGGUUAGAUCAACUUGUGCUACACUUGAACUGGUGAGAGUUCCUUGGUAAGGUUUCCCAUGCCAAGAAUACUUGGCCGGGUACAUUAGAAAAGUAUGACUUUUUUUCGUCUUAAGAAGAUUCCUUGUUCAAAAACUGACUUUUUAGGUGAUUAAUCAGAGAGAAAAUGUGAUGAGCUUAGAUUAAUCUAUAAAAUACUAACUUUGGAAAUUUAAAAAGGUUUCUAAGCAUUUGUUACCCCGUAAAGUUGUUCGUGUAAGGUUUUGCUAACAAGCUUCUUGUGCUGAUGCAUAUGGCGAACCACUCAUUUCUUCUUGAAAAGGGAUUUUGCCACGGAAUAAAGCUGCCAUCAUGAAUGCGGCUUUAUGGUUGUUCAAAGUUGUUCAACUCCAAAGACAAAACAACUUCGCCAGUAAUGAUUGUUUCGUUAAAACAAUAAACUAUAAACUUGA
Molecule: messenger RNA, 1921 nt
Organism: Stylophora pistillata
Lineage: Eukaryota; Metazoa; Cnidaria; Anthozoa; Scleractinia; Pocilloporidae
Product: RYamide receptor
Biological process (GO): G protein-coupled receptor signaling pathway
Cellular component (GO): plasma membrane
Molecular function (GO): G protein-coupled receptor activity
Source: RefSeq, a predicted model, not a curated record